Messenger RNA from Ostertagia ostertagi, 543 nucleotides. Lineage: Eukaryota; Metazoa; Nematoda; Chromadorea; Rhabditida; Trichostrongylidae. The record is from the annotation of a GenBank genome assembly.
AUGGCCGAGCGAUUGCACUUCGCAAGGGCGAUAGUGCGAUCGCGAUUGCGGAGCGAUUACACUAUCGCCGAGUAUGACGGGCAUCUUAGCGAGGAGGAGUAUAGUCCAGUCCAUGUGCUCCCAACCCUUUUCGCUGAGUCGCUGAAAACGAUUGCAUCAUCUACAAUUCACUUUGAUUUGGACUCUGUUUACUCCGAACGAUUGGCGUCACUGGAAGAAGGCACAAGACGCCAGUUUUUCCUCUUCAGAAACCCUCCACAUCAGAUCAAGCGUACCAACAACAACAACCAGCAAUUCAAAGAAGCAGAGAGUUUUCAAGAGCUCCGACCAGUAGAUCGUGCCGUUUCUGAAUACUUUAUGGACCAAAUCAAACUGGAGAAGCCCACAAAAAGCGAAAUUGCACAUGCACUGACGCAACAAGAUCAGAAAUCUACUAGUUCAGAGGAUGCGCUACGAUCCGCCCAAGCAUGUCCAUCCGAGUAUCAGAUGACAGCGUUGAAUAAUGAACUGGACGUAUUAAACUUGAAUUCUCCGUACCAGUAG